Phaethon lepturus (White-tailed tropicbird) is the source of this 748-nucleotide messenger RNA. It is a transcript of the gene IGFBP7, whose product is annotated as insulin-like growth factor binding protein 7. The record is from RefSeq and is a predicted model, not a curated record. The coding region runs from base 1 to 528 and encodes 175 amino acids. Gene Ontology annotation, cellular component: extracellular region. NCBI's taxonomy places the organism in Eukaryota, Metazoa, Chordata, Aves, Phaethontiformes, Phaethontidae. Gene Ontology annotation, molecular function: insulin-like growth factor binding. Gene Ontology annotation, biological process: regulation of cell growth; regulation of signal transduction. The transcript has 6 exons.
AUGGUGACCAUUUUCAUGAGCACGUGCAACCCACAAGUCCUCAGCCUGAAGGAGGUGGAUGGAGAAACGUUCCUCUUUGUGGGCCAUGCUGGUCCCGCCAAGGAGAGCUCUGCCACCCUCUACCCAGCCUCCUUUGGCCGAAUAUUUCACACAGGACCCUCCAUCGUGACCCCUCCUAAGGACAUCUGGAAUGUGACAGGAGCACAGAUCUACCUGAGCUGUGAAGUCAUAGGCAUCCCAACCCCUGUCCUCAUCUGGAACAAGAUAAUUCGGGGACAGUAUGGUGUCCAGAGGAUGGAGCUUCUGCCUGGGGACCGGGAAAACUUGGCUAUCCAGACCCGAGGGGGCCCCGAGAAACACGAAGUGACUGGCUGGGUGCUCAUCUCUCCUCUGAGCAAAGAGGAUGCUGGAGAAUAUGAGUGUCAUGCAUCAAAUGCCAAAGGAGAGGCAACAGCUUCUGCAAAAAUCCACGUUGUGGAAACUCUGCACGAAAUAGCCCUGAUCAAAGAUGACGGUGCAGAGCUGUGAUGUGAGGACUUUCACUUAUGCAGUUUUAAAUCAGUAUUUUGGAAAGCUGCAACCUCUGGCUUUUUCUAGCUCACUAAUCAUUCCCUCUUAACUCCCUUGUUCUUUGAUUACCAAUUUGCUUGCACACUUCUUUCACAGAUACACAAAUAAAGAGAUUCACAAGUUUGAUUACAAAUUUUAAUUCUAUUUACAGGAAAUAAACAAUCUUUUGAACAGCACA